This is a messenger RNA of Xylona heveae TC161, 636 nucleotides long. RefSeq lists its product as hypothetical. NCBI's taxonomy places the organism in Eukaryota, Fungi, Ascomycota, Xylonomycetes, Xylonales, Xylonaceae. The transcript is spliced from 2 exons. The coding region runs from base 1 to 636 and encodes 211 amino acids. The record is from RefSeq and is a predicted model, not a curated record.
AUGACAGCUCCGCCAGUCCGCAAAGUCGGCCGAGGAGGCGCAGGAAACAUCUACUUCUCCAACGACCCUUCUUCCUUGGCCGCUGCCGCCGCCGAAGACCAGGCAUACAGCGGGAGAGAAGAUCUCGAAGCGCAAUUAGAUCCGACAUCUGAUCCGCUCUCGCGCAUCGCUACCACCGCGUCCUCCUCCUCGAGCUACGUGAAUCAGGAAUACGCGCAUUCCGGUCGAGGCGGAGCCGGGAACUGGUUUCGGCCUUCAGACGUGGCGGCUGCGGUUGCGGCCGACGCCGAGGCUGAAGCUGAGGCUGAAGCAGCGUCGGCGUCAGCGCAGGAACAAGAAUCGACGGCGGGAGGACAAGGACAAGACGCGCAGGCAACAAGGAGAAUUAGUAAUGCGACAACAACAACAACGGCAACAACAACGACAACAGGACAAAGCGGGGCCUACAGAGGGCGAGGCGGGGCAGGCAAUUACGUUUCACAUGGGCCGGACAAGCAGACGCGGGACAGAAUAGAGGCGGAAAAGAAGAAACAAGAAACACAGCAAGCGGAGCGGGAAAUGCGUGAACGGGUCCUGAAGGACGUAGAGGCCGGAUUGACGCCUCCUAAGCCUGCGCAUCUUGGGUCGAGAUGGUGA